UUGGGCAUGGAGUUCUACCCAGGCACCCAGCCUGCAGCCAACAACAGCAAUGCCCCAGAACUCAACCUGUCCCACCCACUGCACAGUGCGGCCCUGGGGAAUCAGACAGGCAACCUCUCUGAGCACCAGCAGUACGCAAUUGGCCUCUUCCUCUCGAGCCUGUAUAUCAUCUUCCUCUUCCCCAUUGGUUUUGUGGGGAACAUCCUGAUCCUUGUGGUGAACAUCAGUUUCCGUGAGAAGAUGACAAUCCCUGACCUCUACUUUAUCAACCUGGCGGUGGCAGACCUCAUCCUUGUAGCAGACUCCCUGAUCGAGGUGUUCAACUUGGAUGAGCAGUACUAUGACAUUGCUGUGCUGUGUACCUUCAUGUCCCUCUUCCUGCAGAUCAACAUGUACAGCAGCGUCUUCUUUCUCACCUGGAUGAGCUUUGACCGCUACAUCGCCCUAGCCAGAGCCAUGCGUGCCAGCCUGUUCCGUACCAAGCAGCAUGCCAGGCUGAGCUGUGGCCUCAUCUGGAUGGCCUCUGUCUCUGCCACACUCGUACCCUUCACUGCUGCCCAGCUGCAGCACACCAAGGAGGUCUGCUUCUGCUUUGCAGACGUCAAGGAAGUCCAGUGGCUUGAGAUCACCCUGGGGUUUGUGGUCCCCUUUGCCAUCAUCGGCCUCUGCUACUCCCUCAUAGUCCGUGCCCUUGUCACGGCCCACAGGCACCGAGGCCUGCGCCCCCGGAGACAGAAGGCCCUGCGGAUGAUCCUGGCCGUGGUCCUCGUCUUCUUUAUCUGCUGGCUGCCAGAAAACGUCUUCAUCAGUGUCCAGCUCCUGCAGCAGGCACAGCCAGGGGCCGCACCUUGCACACAGUCUUUCCGCCAUGCCUACCCCUUGACCAGCCACAUUGUCAACCUUGCAGCUUUCUCCAACAGCUGCCUGAACCCCCUCAUCUACAGCUUUCUUGGGGAGACCUUCAGGGACAAGCUGAGGCUGUACAUUGAACAGAAAACAAACCUGCCAGCUCUGAAUCGCUUCUGUCACGCUGCCCUGAAGGCAGUCAUCCCAGACAGCACGGAGCAGUCAGAUGUGAAGUUCAGCAGCGCAGUAUGAAGA
Otolemur garnettii (small-eared galago) is the source of this 1101-nucleotide messenger RNA. RefSeq names its product G protein-coupled estrogen receptor 1 (gene GPER1). The coding region runs from base 7 to 1098 and encodes 363 amino acids. Lineage: Eukaryota; Metazoa; Chordata; Mammalia; Primates; Galagidae. Gene Ontology annotation, molecular function: G protein-coupled receptor activity. The record is from RefSeq and is a predicted model, not a curated record. Gene Ontology annotation, biological process: G protein-coupled receptor signaling pathway. Gene Ontology annotation, cellular component: membrane. The transcript has a single exon.